AUGAGUAGCAUAUCAUCAGAUGUUCGUAAUUAUUUUAAAUUACAACUCCUAUUAGCACGCUCAUAUGUUUUACUUCGUCAAUUGUUUAAAAAACGUUUUUCUCAAUUUAAUGCUGGUCAACUUUGGGAUGAUACACCAAUAUGUGGAAAUAAUUAUCUUACUAACGUUGUUGCAAAAAACAAACAAAUAAGUUUGACAAAAGUGCAGAAGACAUCUGUUUCGAAUGGAAACUCAAAUAAAUGGGAUUCAACAACACUCACUGCCCUUCUCAUAUACGGUGAACGUCCCAAAACACUAAAUACAGCUGAAAUACAGCAACUCGACCAUGAAGAUACACUCUUGAAACAAUUAAAAGAUAUUCGAAAUGAAGUAGCUCAUCAUGCAACAAAAUCUAUUCCUAAUGCUGAAUCCAAUCGACUAUGGGCCGAUUUAGCAGCCAUUCUAGUUGCAUUUGGUGAUAUCGACACCGAAUUAGAUAAAUUCAAAGACGAUAGCGUGUUUGAAUCGUCUAGUCAACCGAUCAAUGAAGAAAAUGCAACUGUUUUACCGAGAGUUUCAAAUCAUGAUCGUGCUAUUUUCUUUUCGAAUAUGUCUUCUAGUCGACUGGCUUUAUACGAACAACAAUCAGGUUCUUCUAGUAGGUUUGACAUUGACAACCAAAUAGAUGAACGAUAUUGUGCACUACAAGAUGCGAAACAAGCUCGAAAUCUUUGGCCAACAUGGUGGAAUGGACAUUUGCGUGUUAGAAAAGUAUAUGCUGCUUUAAGUGACCAUGAGAAAGCAAUCAAUUCAUUCGAACGAGCACUGGCUCUUGCUCCUACAAAUAAUGAAAUACGAAAAGCAUUGGAUGAAAGCCGUCAAAUACUUGGCCGACAAUUACGGCUAGAACAUCUCGAAUCCAAAUUAAGCCCAAGAAGUAUCCCUGAACAAUUGAGUAAAUUACAGCGAAACUUAGGUUUAGAUCCCGAAGAAGUACGCAUGACUUAUCGCUUACUUGAGGAAAUCGAUCCAUCCAUAUCAGAUGUGAUCAAAGGACAUCAGUAUGAACAUGGAGAUAUAAAUGUGAAACAAGACUACGAACAAGCUGCUAAAUAUUUUGAAAAAGCAGCGAAUCAAGGCAACGCCGAAGGAAUGUAUAAUUUAGCAAGAUUAACCGAUCGUGGUUUAGGUGUAAAGAAGGAUCAUAAUCUGGCACAGAGGCUUUUUGAGCAGACAGCUGCACAACCACCACAACAUCCUUUAUUAGAAGAAUUUCCUAAUAAUGGCGUAGCGUUAGCCGAACAUGCUUUAGGUCUAAGAUACGCCGAGGGUGUUGUUGUUCAUAAGAAUCUACUAUGUGCUGCUUACUGGUAUCAGCGUGCAGUCAAUCAUGGCUGUGGUGAAGCAGCCAACAAUUUAGCGAUAAUGUAUGAAGAUGGUAUUGCUGUAGAUAAAAAUCUUGACAAAGCUCAACAACUAUACGAAAUGUCGGCUAGAAAAGAAAAUUCACCAGCUAUGUUGAGUUUAGCUCAUCUCUUGCUGGACAAAAAUGAACUUCCAAUGGCAAAGAUUUGCGCAUAUCGAGCAUUUUUGGCUGUCGUACCCGAGGAUCAUCGUAAAGUACCUGAAUCAUAUUAUGCAAUGGCUAGUUGUCGUUUCAUGCACCUUAAGCAGAAUGAUACAACAGAUAUUAUCAAGAAAGUAUAUCAAGAAGGUGAAGAAACAGAAAAGAAACAACUACCAUGCUUUCUACCGUAUGACUCAAGCAGUAAAACUUUCCUUAAACAUGUACUCAACGAAAAAUCUUUAUUAAAUGCAGAACCAGCUCCUAUCGUUGAUUGUAAAUUACGUCUAAUAGAUCCAUAUCGAAUCGAAGCCAUAUCGAAACAUCGUGAAUGGGAAAGUCAUAGAAACAAUCUAGACCAUAGUGUUAUAUCCGGUGCUCACGAACCUAGAGUUAAACAACAAAUACCUAAAUCAUUAAUUGAAUUGAAAUCAAUUACAUUACGAGAAAUGAAUUCAACAAGAGAUCAUAUUUAUAGCGGGUAUGUGCUUUCGGUGACAAUC
Messenger RNA from Rotaria sordida, 2046 nucleotides. The record is from the annotation of a GenBank genome assembly. Lineage: Eukaryota; Metazoa; Rotifera; Eurotatoria; Philodinida; Philodinidae.